Molecule: messenger RNA, 3166 nt
Organism: Phoenix dactylifera (date palm)
Lineage: Eukaryota; Viridiplantae; Streptophyta; Magnoliopsida; Arecales; Arecaceae
Source: RefSeq, a predicted model, not a curated record
UCCCAAUUUUAGUAAAUUAUCGUUUGCUCCCUCCCGGCCUCCGUCCCUCUUACUCUUUGGUCCCUUCCCUGCUCCAAAGAGGAAGAGAUCUCUCCGGGUCUUCGUUUCCGUUGCCUGGCGUUUCUCCCUGCCCCUCUUCAAUUCCGUCUCUCGUCGUCGGGUUCUUCUCCUCUCUUCUUGCUCGAAUCCUAAUUCGUCGGUUUUCGCGAGAAAGGUCAGUUUUGGGUGGGAUUUGUGAUCGGGAUUUGGGGAGUUUGGUUGGAUCGGGUUGGUAUUGGGGGACGUGGAGUUUGGAGGGGAUUAGAGUCAGGAGAUCUUUAGAUUUCUUUUUUUUUCGUUCUUUUCGUUUUUUUUGUUGUUUUUGGUUGAUCUGGCUAGGUGUGUAGAUUGGAAAAACGAACAAGAGGCUCCGUGAUAUUUUUGGUGCUGUAUUUUUGUUCGCUAUCGAAAAUUGAGGGCUUGUCAUAUAGGGUUUCUAUUCUGUUAGAUAGAGAAGCGAGGGAAAAAAAAACCAGCACGAUUUACAUUAGGUUAAACCAUUGAACGCAAAAAAGAGGAAAAACUAGGUGUUGAUUCGGAAAAUUUGAUUUUUUUUGGUUUCUCCGUUUUUGUUGGAAAAUAUAGAUCCGGUUGUCUUCCCGUUUUAAAAGAUUAGAAGAUUUGGUACAAAAGAAAUCAGAAGGGAGAAAAGCUAGGGUUUCUGUUUGGGUUCGAUAGGAGUAUAGGAUGACCUUAAAUUUCUCAUCUUAUUCUGUAUUCCCUGCUUCAAUCCGUGCGGAUGAGGAUUUUGGAUCCGCCAGAUGUGAUAGGAGUGCCGAGGGAUUUGAUAAGCCCCCCUUGUCGAGCCGGGGGAUCGAGAAUCCUUAUGGCAAUGGAGGGGAUGGAGGGAGGGCGGACAGGAAUGGUUCUUGUGAUCCUGUUGAUCUUUUGCCGUCUGACCCCUUCGGGAUGGAACUGAGCACCACUUUGAGCAAUACUUUCACUGCGAUCGCCGGCUGGAUCGAAGAUUUCAGCCUAAAUUCUGGUGAUCGCAAGCUGGGAAGUGGUGCUUUUUUUGAAGGUCUGAGUUACCAUUGGGUGUCCCAGCUGAACUAUGGAGGUGCCUAUGAUGGUUGGGUAGGGCAAAGAUCCUCGGGAUCAUUGGGAUAUGAAGCUAAAAAUGGAGUUUUUAAGCAUGCUGUAGAUGUGGAGGAGUUUUCAGACUCCGGGGAUGCUGAAAUAGCUCAUUCUAGUGGAGGAGAUGAGGGUGCUCCACAUGAGGGUUUGCUUUUUGCGCUCGGCUAUCUGGGUGUUCAGGAUCUCCUCUCUGUCGAAAGGGUCUGCAGGUCACUGCAUUCGGCAGUUCAGAAUGAUCCACUCUUGUGGAGAUGCAUCGAGAUAGAUUCUUUCUUAAGUGAGAAGAUAACUGAUGAUGAUCUUCUGCAGCUAUCAGAGAGAGCUCAGGGGAACUUGCAGUGCCUGAUCCUCGUGGGUUGCUCGAGGAUCACGGACGAUGGUCUGAAGCAUGUGCUUGAGAAUAACCCAAGGCUAAGAAAGUUGAGUGUUCCUGGAUGUGUGAGGCUUAGUGUAGAAGGCCUCAUUAAUGCCCUAAAGGUUGUUAAGUCUUCAGGUAUGCUGGGGAUAAAACACCUCGAACUCGGUAGGCUUUUUAGUGUAUCACAAGAACAGUUUGAAGAGCUGAAGUUCUUAUUAGGCACUGACCAACUUCAGCAGCCGAAAUCUCGCAAGCCUCGGUUUUAUCACCUUGGCCGUUCUUCUCUAGCCUGUGAUGAUGAGCGUGCUAUUGAUAUUGAGAUGUGCCCAGGAUGUCAGAAGUUUAAGCUUGUCUAUGACUGCCCUUCAGAACGCUGUCAUGGUGAAGUAUCCAAGUGUAGGGCUUGUGAUGUUUGCAUUGCAAGGUGUAUCCAGUGUGGGAAGUGCAUCAAAGACUGCAAAUAUUUUGAGACGUUUUGUCUUGAAUAUCUUUGUUCAGGUUGUUGGAAGCAGCCAGCCAUGAUUCAAGAAAGCAUGGAGAAGUAAAUUGGCUCCAACACGCAUCUCGUCAAGUAAAGCAUGAUAUCAUUCACUGUGUUCUUCACCUGGAAGCUGAACUUGUUAUUUGGUUGCAUAAUACACCACUAGGAAGUUCUAAGUUGAGGGCCAUGUUAGCUUUUGUUCUUUCUUGGUCUACCAGUUUGGGAGCUGGCAGCUUUGCAUUGGCAAGAAUUUGAAUUUGCUCGUGCUCGACUUUGUGAUAUCUGCCUCCUGAUCCUGGUCGUCAUGGCUUUUACCUUUUUUUUAAAUAUGGAAAAAAAAGAAAAAAAGAACAAAAAAGGGAAAAAAUUAAAAGGAAUAGAUAGAUGGGAAGAGGAGAGGAAAAAAAGGCCAAAAAAAGGAAAAUAGAGGAAGAUGAGAGGGAGAUAAUCAGAUAUCUACUCAUAAUUGUCAACUGGAUUUGGCUGGCAGAAUGUAUGGCUAGAGCUUGUAGCUGAUUGCCAGGGUAACCCAGCUUCAGUAUUGGGUCGGAUUGCAGUUGAGGCUGGUAUGUUGCUUACUGAAAACUUUUUCUUGAAUAUUUCUCUAUGCAGAAGUCUCCAUGCUCAUCCCAUAUUCCCUUCUCCUACCAGGCACAGUGCUGAAGAUAUUUUAUGUUCAUGCCACAGCUAUCCUUUUCUUCUUAAAGAUGUUUGAUCCAUGUCUAUGGAUCUGCUAUAUCCAGUGAACAUGAAGUGCUUAUGCAAAACUGGCUGUGUGGAGUUAAGACCUUAUUGGUUCUCCUAGGAGGCCCGACCAUUCCCUCUGCCGGGUGGAUUUUAAUAGUUUACAUGUGGUAUGCCUUGGUCGCAGAGAGGAGAACAAGAGUUAUGUUUGGAUGCACAGAAUCCUUCGUCAGAAAUUUCUGCAGAGAUCUAAGCAAUGGUUUGGAGUACAUAACAAGAGGAAUAGCAGAACCAUCUCAUCUGCUUUGAUUACAGGAUUAAAGAUCCACGACUCAUAUGGAGGCCAUGCUACUUUGUCCUCAUGCUUUGUAACAAACAGGGGUUUUUGAUUAUUCUUGUGGUGUUUGUUUCUGAUAUAAUGCCGAAAAAUAUGAGGACUACUAAUAUCAACAGUCACAUACUGUUUUAUUUUAGUAAUAUGCAGUUGAAUAAAAUGUUUCUAAUGACUAUGUUCCAAGUUUUAACUA